Cotesia congregata is the source of this 401-nucleotide messenger RNA. Lineage: Eukaryota; Metazoa; Arthropoda; Insecta; Hymenoptera; Braconidae. The record is from the annotation of a GenBank genome assembly.
UUUGUUCCCGGUGCUUCUUCAGGUGCUUCCGUUGAUUCUUCAGACUCUUUUGACUCUUCAGGUGCUUCUGUUGAUUCUUCAGACUCUUCUGACUCUUCAGGUGCUUCAGUUGAUUCUUCAGACUCUUCUGAUUCUUCAGGUGCUUCCGUUGAUUCCUCAGACUCUUCUGACACUUCAGGUGCUUCAGUUGAUUCUUCAGACUCUUCUGAUUCUUCAGGUGCUUCCGUUGAUUCUUUAAAAUUUUCUCCACCAGUGCAUACAGAAUUUUCAUCUACUACAAAAUAAAAGAUCAGUGUCAACGCCCAGGCACCUUGAGGUGUAUCGAAAUCCGUUUCUAACGAGUAAUUUCCGUAAUCCAAUGGCUCAUCAAACAUAAGCUCCGUUCCUCUAAGCCAUUGUGG